Mizuhopecten yessoensis (Yesso scallop) is the source of this 1507-nucleotide messenger RNA. RefSeq names its product biotin--protein ligase-like. The coding region runs from base 92 to 958 and encodes 288 amino acids. Lineage: Eukaryota; Metazoa; Mollusca; Bivalvia; Pectinida; Pectinidae. The record is from RefSeq and is a predicted model, not a curated record. The transcript has 4 exons.
CACUUGAACUCAUUUCCGGUAAGAGUUUACUUGUCUAUAUACAAAGCCUAGGCCUACGUAUGCCCACCCAUACUGCGGCCAGCCAACAACCAUGCAGUCAGCUGUGUUUCUAAUUCUGUGCCUCCCGGCCAUUCUAUGCCGGACAUUGCAAAGACACGUGUAUGUGUACAAUGGGUACGGUUCGGACGAGCUACACGUGUCGAGGAUGGUGGAUCACUUAAGGGCUCGCCUGCAUUCUUCAUAUGUUGUCGACACGAUCGGGGCAGACGACGUCAAAGCAGGUGCUUGGGCGAACGACGCAGCUCUGUUUAUGAUGCCGGGAGGGUUCGAUCUUGGAUACAAUCACUCUCUAGGUGACGAAGGCGCCACGGAGAUCAGGAAGUACGUCAAUGAUGGCGGGUCCUACCUUGGCCAGGGUGCGGGGUCCUACUUCGCCUGCGAUCGUAUUGAGUUUGAUAUAAACGGCCUGGAUCAGGUGGUCGGAGACCGUCCGCUCAAGUUCUAUCCAGGCGUGUGUACGGGACCAGUAUACUCUCCGUACAGUUACCAUGACUACAGUAGUGCCCGGGCUGCACCGAUCAACUUCCGGUUUAUUCCUUCAACCCCUGGUGUCGAUGUACAUGUAGAGUCCAUCAAUAUGAGGGCGUACUAUAAUGGCGGAAACACUUUUGACAUACCGAUGGCAGACGAAAACACAAGAUGUGUAACUCUGGGUUCUUUCAGUGAAAAGAACGACGAUCCCGCCAUCGUCAAGUGUAAUACCUACCAGGGUUUAGCGGUCUUAACUAGCGUCCAUCUUGAAUUUGGCGCUAGCCACCUCAACAGUAAUGAUGAGUACCUGGGGAAUGUGCAGCAAGAAUUGCGAGAACACGAGUCCUCCAGGCUUCGCGUGUUUGACUUCCUCCUUCGCAACCUCGGCCUGACCACCCGCCCUGAUGCGAUGGUUUCAAAUGUAUAGACAUGUAACUAACGCUGGCCUCCUCUGCUAUUACAAUGGUAGGAUAUUGUCUAAAUGUUUGUAUUCGUUACAAACAACUGACGCUGUACAUAGAAUGCUUGCUUGUCGGUACUUACUCUACAAGUCACCACUGUGUUUAACAAAGGAAAAGAAGCUAAAACACUUAAAACGGUUAAACGAUUAAACUUAAUUGGCUUCGUAUAUCACACAUUUAUAUAUUGAAAGAAAUAGCCAGUGUAAUUCUAAUAUAAAUUGAACUUAAUUGGCUUCGUAUAUCACACAUUUAUAUAUUGAAAGAAAUAGCCAGUGUAAUUCUAAUAUGAAUUUACUAGAAUAAAAUGAGGAGAUUGCAGCAUAACGCUUAACGAAACCGUUUAUGAAUAGAAGAGAAACCUAAUGCGACAUGUACCUGUAAGAACUGACAACAUAGGAGUGCGACUAACUGACAUUGAAGUGAACAAGAUUACCCUUAAUCAGUUUGUGUUUGAUCAUCACUACCUUUUACAUGUUGUCAUCUUGGUGUAGAAUAAAAUAAAACCUUUGCAUGAC